Molecule: messenger RNA, 2949 nt
Organism: Erythranthe guttata (spotted monkey flower)
Lineage: Eukaryota; Viridiplantae; Streptophyta; Magnoliopsida; Lamiales; Phrymaceae
Product: putative DEAD-box ATP-dependent RNA helicase 29
Cellular component (GO): nucleus; cytosol
Molecular function (GO): RNA binding; RNA helicase activity; ATP binding
Source: RefSeq, a predicted model, not a curated record
AUGGUUUUAAACCCUAAACCCCAAAAUCUCGCAAUUCUUACUUCACCGUCGCCGAUCAUCGAAUUGCCACCGUUCGCGAUGGCGGGAGACGGUAAGAUAAUAGCGGUGUCGAAAACGGAUAUGAAGCGGAAGCAGGAGCAAGCUAAAAAAUCGAAAUCCGGUGGGUUCGAGUCGUUCCGAUUCAUACCCGAUGUCUACAAUGCUAUCAAGAAGAAGGGAUACAAAGUGCCGACGCCGAUACAGCGGAAAACCAUGCCCUUAAUUCUCGCUGGAUACGACGUCGUUGCCAUGGCCCGUACCGGCUCUGGCAAAACGGCGGCUUUCCUCAUCCCCAUGCUCCAGAAGCUUCAGCAUCACGUGCCGCAGGCCGGAGUUAGGGCUCUUAUUCUCUCUCCGACGCGUGACUUGGCUCUUCAAACUUACAAGUUUACCAAAGAACUCGGCCGCUAUACAGAUCUUCGUACAAGUUUACUGGUUGGUGGUGACAGCAUGCAAGUCCAAUUCGAGGAAUUGGCACAGAAUCCUGACUGCAUAAUUGCUACUCCUGGUAGGCUCAUGCAUCAUUUGGACGAGAUUGAUGACAUGUCUUUGCGCACUGUGGAAUAUGUUGUUUUUGACGAAGCUGACUGCCUUUUUAGUAUGGGAUUUGCUGAACAGUUGCACAGAAUCCUUGGUCAGCUGGGUGAGAAUCGUCAAACCUUGCUUUUCAGCGCAACUUUACCGAGUGCACUCGCUGAGUUUGCCAAGGCUGGUCUUCGGGACCCUCAACUUGUGAGACUUGAUUUGGAGACAAAAAUUAGCCCCGACUUGAAGCUUGCCUUUUUCACUAUAAGGCAGGAGGAAAAACAUGCUGCGUUGCUGUAUUUGAUAAGGGAAAAAAUACAUUUUGGCGAGCAAACUCUAAUCUUUGUUUCCACUAAAUAUCAUGUUGAAUUUGUUCACUCCUUGUUCAGAGAAGAUGGUAUUGAUGCUUCUAUUUGCUAUGGGGAUAUGGAUCAAGAUGCCCGUAAGAUCCAUGUGGCAAAGUUUAGGGCUAGAAAGACUAUGUUGCUUAUUGUGACUGAUGUGGCGGCCAGGGGAAUUGACAUUCCUUUACUAGAUAAUGUUAUCAAUUUUGACUUCCCUCCUAGACCUAAACUUUUUGUCCAUCGUGUUGGGAGAGCUGCAAGGGCUGGUCGUACAGGUACAUCGUAUUCUUUUGUUACACCGGAAGACAUGCCACACGUCUUAGAUCUUCAUCUCUUUCUCUCGAAACCAAUUAGGCCUGCUCCAACUGAGGAAGAGGUCAUAAGAGAUGUGGACGGUGUUACUAGUAAAAUAGACCAAGCAAUUGCAAAUGGAUCAACUGUUUAUGGACGUUUUCCCCAAAGAGUUAUAGAUCUGCAUUCAGACAGAGUUCGACAAAUCGUUGAAGCAUCCACAGAACUGACUGCUUUGGUGAAACCGGCUGCAAAUGCAUUUGGCCUGUACAAAAAGACAAAAGCAAAAGCAUCUAAGGAGUCUAUUAAGAGAGUAAAAGCCUUGCCCCGAGAAGGAUUACACCCAAUGUUCAAAAAUGACCUAGGGGGUGAUGAACUAACAGCUUUAGCCUUUUCCGAGCGCCUGAAAGCAUUUAGACCCAAGCAAACCAUUUUGGAAGCUGAAGGCGAGGCUGCAAAAUCAAAAAAGAAAAAGGGACCUUCUAGUAAAUGGGUUGAUGUGAUGAAGGUGAAAAGAGCUAUGCAUGAUGAGGUUAUCAAUAAAGUUCAACAGCAGCUUACGAUAGAUCAUGCCGAGAAGGAGGAAGAUAUUGAAUCAGAUCACAGUCCUAAGAACAAGCGGAAACGAGUAUCCGGCACCAAAAGGAAGGCACAUAGCUUCAAAGAUGAGGAGAAUUUCAUAAGUUCAGUGCCCAUAAAUCAGCAUUUUGAAGCAGGGCUUUCUGUGAGAGGUAACCAAGGCUUUGAAUCAAACAGACUGGAUGCCGCUGUUCUUGAUCUAAAUGCUGAUGAUGGUGGAGGAUUGCAGAAGCAGAAAUCUUCUUAUCACUGGGAUAAGAGGAGCAAAAAGUAUAUCAAGCUAAACAACGGAGACCGCGUGACAGCUAGUGGGAAGAUAAAAACAGAAAGCGGUGCCAAAGCGACGGCCAAAAAGACUGGGAUAUACAAAAAGUGGAAAGAGCGUUCACACAUGACGGUAUCACUUAAAGGAACAAACAAUGAGAGUACUACAGGAGCUUCCAGUUCAACAGGUACUCCUGGUUCUGGUUUUAGAGGGGAUAACCGAAGGUUCGAUGGUGGAAAAGGUAGUCCUGGUUCUAGAGGGGAUAACCGAAGGUUUGAUGGCGGAAAAGGUAGUCCUGGUUUCAGAGGGGAUAACCAAAGAUUCAAUGGUGGAAGAGGUAAUAAUAGAUCGGUACCAAAUGCCCAUCUACGUUCAGAAUUAAAAAAUCCAGAACAAGUUUGGAAGGAAAGGCAAAAGAAAGCAGACAGAGUUUCGUAUCUCAAGAACAAACCUAAUAAUAAGAGGGGAAAGAAGAAGUCCGGGCAAAGUAGCAGAAGAGGAAAAGAGUCGGGGAAAAAUGGCGGUGGCAAAAGAGGAAAGGGGAAGUAGGGAGUUCUGAAAACUUGUAUGCCGUUCAAGUGGGAGUGCCUCAAUGAAUACAUGGCUUUCGAGUUUGUUCUUGCGCAUCGGAUCAAAGGGAUGAAGUAACUAACAUUUGGCUUUCGAGUUUGUUCUUUGUUUGGAAGUAUACUUUUAAUUCGGCCCUCAUGCUUUCUUCGUUUAUGAUUUUUGUCAAUUGAUUGAUACUGAUGUAAUAAACUCAGGCCAAGUAAGUAGCAUGGGAAAUUUUGGAACUCAGCUUUGAUUUUGUUGUGGAUGUUUAAAUAUAGAUGUGUAUCUGUCUAUUUAAAGAAAAUUGUUUUUUUUUUUCUGAAUAAUAUUUAAAGAAAUUUGUUUUGGAUAUUU